Marmota monax (woodchuck) is the source of this 807-nucleotide messenger RNA. RefSeq names its product ATP synthase F1 subunit delta (gene Atp5f1d). The record is from RefSeq and is a predicted model, not a curated record. The transcript is spliced from 4 exons. NCBI's taxonomy places the organism in Eukaryota, Metazoa, Chordata, Mammalia, Rodentia, Sciuridae. Gene Ontology annotation, biological process: proton motive force-driven ATP synthesis. Gene Ontology annotation, molecular function: proton-transporting ATP synthase activity, rotational mechanism. Bases 1 to 507 code for a protein of 168 amino acids.
AUGCUUCCCUCCGCCCUGCUCCGCCGCGCGGGCUUGGGCCGCCUCGUGCGCCAGGCGCGCGCCUUCGCUGAGGCUGCCGCCGCCCCGGCUCCCGCCGCCGGCCCGGGUCAGAUGUCCUUCACCUUCGCCUCCCCGACGCAGGUGUUCUUCAAUGGUGCCAACGUCCGGCAGGUGGACGUGCCCACGCUGACUGGAGCCUUUGGCAUUCUGGCAGCCCAUGUGCCCACUCUGCAGGUCCUACGGCCAGGGCUGGUCGUGGUUCACGCAGAAGAUGGCAGCACUACUAAAUACUUUGUGAGCAGCGGUUCUAUCACAGUUAAUGCAGACUCCUCAGUGCAGUUACUGGCAGAAGAAGCUGUGACACUGGACAUGUUGGACCUGGGGGCCGCCAGGGCCAACUUGGAGAAGGCCCAGUCGGAGCUGUCAGGGGCAGCAGAUGAGGCCACUCGGGCAGAGAUCCAGAUCCGAAUCGAGGCCAAUGAGGCCCUGGUGAAAGCCCUGGAAUAGGCGGUGCAUGCCCUUCACCAGCAGGGAAUUUGAGGUCCUGGUCAUUCGCUUGCUGAGACCACCAGGGGGUAGUGGUGCUGGCUCUGCCCAGGCUCUCAGGCCUGCCCCUCAGGUUAUACCUGGGGCCACUACAGCCCUCAGCAGCUUUGGCAGGCCUGAUGUGGGGUCUGUAACCCUGUAGGCUCUUCUUGCCAAGUCCCCCCAUCCUAAUGGGCCAACGACUCACCACCCCUGCCCCUGCAGAGCCUGAGACAUUGAUGCUCCCCAGCCCCUGCCCACAUUAAAGGCCAGGAAGCCUGA